Messenger RNA from Cuscuta campestris, 3274 nucleotides. The record is from the annotation of a GenBank genome assembly. Lineage: Eukaryota; Viridiplantae; Streptophyta; Magnoliopsida; Solanales; Convolvulaceae.
CACACACAAACACAAUUCUCUUCAACAUCUUUGCUUAUUUCAUCAUCCCUACUCUUUUCUCUUGAGUUUUCUUAUCAUGAGCAAGGAUAAGAGCAGGGCUGCCACCUCCGGGAAAUCAAAGUCCAAAUCCCGGGCGCCUACGACAUCCAUCGAGGAACGCCUCUACUAUGGUGACGGGUCAUACCUUUGGUUUGAUUCCGAGGAGGAACGCACCCGUUUCCUCACUUUUUUCUCUAAACGGGUUGUGGCUCCUCCACGUAUCAUCCCGGAGCGCUACCCGGAGCUGCAGAGCUAUGACGACCUCGACGCGCAGCUUCAUCAGGCCGGCCUUUGGCCCUUCGUCUCCCAGGCUCGGAAGGAGAUCAACCCGGCGCUGAUUCGGGUCUUCUACUCCAACCUCCGGCGUGAGGGCGACGUGCUCUAUUCUCUUGUCAAGAGCACGCCGAUAGAACUUUCAAUUGAGCAGCUUGGGCGCAUCGCCGGCCUCCCCUACCAAGGCGACGACGUCGCCCUAUAUGGCGGAGAGGACUGGGUGCUCAACAACGAGGGCCUUAUCCUCAACGAGCUUGGCAUCACCGAGCUCAUCCGCCAUGCCUCGGGCCGCCCCACCAUCCACUCCACUAACCCCGAAGGCCGUCUUCUUCUCUACAUCGUCUCCCGGAUCAUCAAACCCAGGAAGCACGGCCACACCAUCAUGUCCGGUGAAGAUCUCAAGCUCAUCCAUGCGAUCAUGCACUCGGCCCCAAUCAAUUGGGCAAAGUUUGUCAUGAUCAACAUGACGAUUGCUGCGUCCACCGACCACGAUCACCUCCUCCCGUACCCGUUCGUGGUGAUGGACAUCCUUGAAUGGUUCAAGGUGACCACCACCGUUGGCCCACUCACAAAGGCCACAAAGAUUUGGGCGAUCAUCACCCAAACCUUCAAGAAGCGGUCGGACAACGCCGGACCUGCCACUGCCGUGCCACGGCCCUGUUCUGCGGCUGGCCCAGCCAAACCCCAGACCCGGGCCAACCUUGCCUCCAUUGCUGACUCUCUCAACCGGCUGCACUUCAAAGUUCAUGGGAUGGAUGGCUACCUUGAAAGACUUGACGAGGCAGUCCAACGUCAAGGGUACGCCAUGAACGCAUACUUCCAACGCGUUAACUACGUCCCCCCACCGUACAAUGGCACGUUCUUUGGGCAGGUGUACGGUGACGAGGACGAAGACGAUGCCUCCUACGAUCCGUCAAGCUCCCCGGACGAGGACGAGUUCGACGACGCCGUUGAUGGGGAUACAAUACACAUAGUCAAAGUUUCUCUGAUCGAGGUUCGUCGCCUAGCAGAUGUCAUCCCUGUUAUGCGUUGUCCCUUUCAUCCCGUCGCUGUCGCGCAGUCAACGUGGUCGGUCGCUAUCCGGCAGUCGCUAUCACGGUCCCCAGCCGAGCCCGCUACCCGACCCGAGCCCAUAGGGCGAGCCGAGUUCAUGGGCCGAGCAGAGAAGAUCCUCCACGUGGCUGAUGGGUACCGGAUGACGUGUCUUUUGGGGCCGUCCUCCAUCACAAGCCCCCCACUCUCCGGGUUUCGUUGCAGUCAGCGAUGGGACACGAGAGAGUAUGGGCACUGUAGGAGAGCGGCGCGGGGUCCACGUGGAGCAGUUGGCAGGUCAUUGGUGCCGUUUGGGCUUCACCAUCAUGAAGGGGAAUUCCGCAAGGCGAAGCGCCUGGCCUCGGCGCCGGGUGUGACCGUGCGUCGUCCCACCCCCGAGCAGUCACUCUUUGAUGCUCCUUCGGGUUUCUUCGCUGUCCACCUCAAAUCCCUCGAGUACGGGUUUCGUUUCCCCCUCCAUCAGUUGGUCAUAGAUUUUUUCCAACAUUUUGAUCUUAUCCGUUGCCAAGUCGUGCCCAAAUCCCAUCGUUACUUGGCCGGGUUCCUCGUCCGUUGCCAAGGGACCGGGGUUCGCCCCAAUCUGGCUCGCUUCCUGUUGCUCUUCCGGUUGGCGAAGUCAUCUGGUCGGGCCAACUCUGACUCGGGUUCGUACGCCUCUAUCUUCCAGAGGCAGGAGAGGCUUUUCAAGACGAGGAAGGACUCCGCCAAGAGUUGGAAGGGGAAGUUCAUCUUCGUUUCUCUCUCCUCGGGCUCCCCUUUUCGUAAAGAGACCCUUAGUUCCUUUCGACGCCGCUCCGCGUGUGUCACCUCGGACAAGAUGCUCGAAGACGUAGAGACGCUCUGCCAAGGGGGGCCCUUCGAAGUCGGCUCGGUGGUGACGAAUGAGGCGCUAGCGGCACUCGGCUUCGUCUUCCUAUCCCCGGAGGAUACCCAGAGGAGCAUCGAAGAAGGCCCCUCAGGUGAAAUCAUGCUUUCCAGCGCCGAGCGGAUGAAGCUCAUGUUCCCGGACGCUCCGAGCGGCAACUCCCAGGCUCCUCCCUCGGGCGGCCGUCCCCCGACUCCCCCCGUGAAGCCGACACCCGAGACGACACAGAAGAAGAAGAGGAAGGAAACGGCCUCGGCCGCCGACGCUUUGCAGGGGUCGGAGUCCCCCAUGAUGAAGGACUUCGGCCAUCCCAAAUAUGUCAAGGCGGCCUUCCCCGCUCGGGUCUCCUUCCUAGACAGGGAUUACGACCCGGAGACCUUCCUGCGCAGCUUUACUCCUCCAACCAAUCGUGCCAAGCUAAAAGAUAUCGACCGGGAGACUCUGGCCUCAGAUACCUUCCAUGAGCUGGGUUCGGCGAUGAUGCGCAUGGUCGACAUGAGUCAGCUGCUGCGCGCCAGUGAGGACGACAGGAGUAGGGCUUAUGUUGAGAUAGGCGACCUCAAUGAGGCCUUGAAGGCGGCCAAGGAACAAGCUCGCCAGGCCGAGGAGCGGGCUCAGCAACUCGCAGAGGAGGUUGCUCGCAAGGCGCACCAGGAGGCUCGCGAUCAAGCCGUUGCCGAGUUCCUAGCAUCGGAUGCAUUUCAGGAGGAAGCCUUCACUCGCAUGAAUGAUUUGCUCAAGGCAUGGGGGCAGACUCUUGAGGGCAAGGCAUUCGCCCGCUCCGAAGGAACGUCGUGGUACAACCUCGGUCUGUUCCGAGCGCAGCAAGUCCUCUCGGAUAGGUUCCUUGCCGGGGAGGACUUCCCCGAGCCAUGCGACAAUCCUGAUGAGCUCGACACUUCCAUCUACUACCCGAAUGGCGGGAACUCAGCCGGCGAGCAGCCGACUGCCGAGUGAAAUGACUUGAAACUUUGUUGUAUUUGAUGUACUGCUGCUCAAGACUUUGUUUUUUUUUUUUGAAUUCGGAUAUGUUAUGACUCAAUG